AUUAUAACAUCUUUGACUCACGUCCCACAUGAGAGCUUGAAUGACAGUUAAUAGCCGCAUUAAACUCCCUGCACAGCGAAGAAAACAACUUAAUAAUAAAAAAGAAAAGAAGAGAGCUAUAAAUACAAAGAAAAGAAAAGAAAAUGCUUUAUUAUGACCGACGACGGACUCAAAAAUGCCGCUAACUUGACACUGAGUUGCGGCUAACAUUGGCUAAGCGCUAGCUCCUGUCAUGUUUGCUUGUUGAGCGCAGCGACAGAUAAACAUGGAAAGCCUCAGGACUUUAAAACCUUUUUUUCUCAUUCCCCAACAGUGGCUACCCAGGCGGUGUAUACCACACAGGUAUUAUUGCUCUAAGUUGGCUAGCGGUAGUGUCGCACCCAAAAAGACCAAGGAGGCAACACUGCACAAAUUCAAGAGUCAGAUAUCCUCCGGUCCGAGUUUGCAGGACUUUGUCAGGGGAGUUUCCGAUAACAAAAUCCCUGUUUUCAACGAGGAAUAUGCAGAAAAACAUGCAUAUCUUUCUGAGGAAUAUGAUAUGGGGAAGGCGAGGAAAGUAUGUUUUGAAACCUAUGGGUGUCAAAUGAAUGUCAACGACACAGAGAUAGCUUGGUCCAUCCUGCAGAAGAAAGGAUAUCAACGCACAAAUGACCUAAACGAGGCGGAUGUUGUUCUCCUGGUAACAUGCUCUAUAAGAGAAAAAGCAGAACAAACAAUUUGGAACAGACUACAGCAACUGACCGCCAUGAAGAGGAGACGAUCAAAGACCUGCGUACCGAUGAAAAUUGGGAUUUUGGGUUGCAUGGCAGAGCGGCUAAAGACGGAGCUUUUGGAGCGGGAGAAGCUGGUGGAUGUUCUGGCCGGACCAGAUGCGUACCGGGACCUUCCCCGCCUCCUUGCUGUCGCUCAUGGAGGUCACCAGGCGAGCAACGUGCUGCUGUCCUUAGAGGAGACCUACGCUGAUGUCAUGCCCGUCCACGUCGCCUCUCAGGGAUGCAGCGCUUUUGUGUCCAUCAUGCGAGGCUGUGACAACAUGUGCAGUUACUGCAUCGUUCCCUUCACCCGGGGGAGGGAGAGGAGUCGACCUGUGAGCUCCAUCCUGGAGGAGGUCCGCAUGCUCUCUGACCAGGGCGUGAGGGAGGUGACCUUGCUGGGUCAGAAUGUGAACAGCUACCGGGACACAUCGGAGGAGCAGUCCUGCAGCUCGAACCUGACCCAGCUGAGCCGAGGCUUCAGGACCGUCUACCGAACAAAACAGGGAGGUCUGCGCUUCGCUGACCUGCUGGACCAGGUGUCAUGCAUCGACCCCAACAUGAGGAUCAGGUUCACGUCCCCUCAUCCCAAGGACUUCCCUGAUGAGGUUUUGCAGCUGAUUGAGGAGCGAGCGAACAUUUGUAAGCAGAUCCACCUCCCAGCCCAGAGCGGAAGCAGCCAGGUCCUGAAAGCUAUGCGCCGCGGCUACACAAGAGAGGCCUACCUCGACCUUGUGGAGAACAUCAGGAGAAUCAUCCCAGGGGUGAGCCUCAGCAGCGACUUCAUCUCAGGCUUCUGUGGUGAGACGGAGGACGACCACCAUCAGACACUGUCUCUGAUCAGAGAAGUGGGCUAUAACGUGGGAUUCCUUUUCGCCUACAGCAUGAGGAAUAAAACCCACGCCUUCCACAAACUGCAAGACGACGUGCCGGCAGAGGUGAAGCAGCGGAGGUUGCAGGAGUGCAUCAGUGUGUUCAGAGAAGAGGCUCUGAAGGUCAAUGCGUCUCUCAUCGGCAGCACACAGCUCGUCCUUGUGGAGGGAGAAAGUAAAAGGUCUGCAUCGGACCUGUGUGGGAGGAGUGAUGGAAACGUGAAGGUGAUUUUCCCCAAAGAGGAUGUCGCUGUUCAGCCCGCAGACGUCAACACGGCCCCAGUCAGCCCGGGAGACUACGUGCUGGUGAAGAUACUGUCAGCCAGCUCCCAAAGCCUGAGAGGCCGAGCCCUCAGCCACAGCUCCCUGACAGACGCAGCGAGACACAGUGAGAGUCUGCUCGGCCUCCCGCCUGGUGGAAACAUGGCUUCGGUUACAGGCUGCACCGUGAUGCCCUCACUAACAUGAUGAGGCGUGGACUUGAUAGACAAGUGUGACACCUACAGGAAACAGACUCUAAUUUUAUGGGAAAAUUGCCACUCCUCCCCCUUUUCUCCUCUCUGACUUUUGCAAAUUUGAGGUGUUGCGGAGGCUGUGAUUAUGGGGAACUUGGUUCAUACCAAGUGCACGUUGGACUGCAACAAACUACAAGUGAUGGAUGAAAACAAAACACACUUGGAAUGUAUUAUUUAUAAAAUGAACAUAAACUAUGGAGUACACAUUAAACUGCUGAAAAAAAGAAAAGUUUUUUGGUUUUGUACUAGGACUGAUUUGAUUUUGGCAAAAGCAUUGUCGCUUGAUUUAUGACACUCUAACUUUAUUUGAUCCCCCAAACGGCAGUAAAAAGGAUAUGUAUCAGCACAUUUGCAGAAUGGCCCUGUUAGGUUCAAAGUCAGAAAUACUAAUGGUACAGUGGCACAGAAGGGAAGAAAAAAAAACAGGAUUCUAUUAUGGAGAAAUAGCCUAAAGUCAGCAGCAGAAGGUGCUGUGAUCCACUUUGCACGGAGCAUCCUAUUA
Messenger RNA from Myripristis murdjan (pinecone soldierfish), 2641 nucleotides. RefSeq names its product CDK5 regulatory subunit associated protein 1 (gene cdk5rap1). The record is from RefSeq and is a predicted model, not a curated record. Gene Ontology annotation, cellular component: cytosol; mitochondrion. Gene Ontology annotation, molecular function: 4 iron, 4 sulfur cluster binding; tRNA-2-methylthio-N(6)-dimethylallyladenosine(37) synthase activity. NCBI's taxonomy places the organism in Eukaryota, Metazoa, Chordata, Actinopteri, Holocentriformes, Holocentridae. The transcript has 13 exons. Bases 266 to 2092 code for a protein of 608 amino acids. Gene Ontology annotation, biological process: negative regulation of cyclin-dependent protein serine/threonine kinase activity; tRNA modification.